Messenger RNA from Tarenaya hassleriana, 831 nucleotides. Its product is annotated as 60S ribosomal protein L15-1. The transcript is spliced from 4 exons. Gene Ontology annotation, molecular function: RNA binding; structural constituent of ribosome. The record is from RefSeq and is a predicted model, not a curated record. Lineage: Eukaryota; Viridiplantae; Streptophyta; Magnoliopsida; Brassicales; Cleomaceae. Gene Ontology annotation, biological process: cytoplasmic translation. Gene Ontology annotation, cellular component: cytosolic large ribosomal subunit; ribosome. Bases 103 to 717 code for a protein of 204 amino acids.
GACGUCGUUCAAGACGAUCACCAAAACCCUAGCUUUUAUCUCAAGUCCGCUGUUUUAAAACAGAAUUACGCGGCCGCUGUAGGAGACUGCUUGUGAUCAGCCAUGGGGGCGUACAAGUACGUGUCGGAGCUAUGGAGGAAGAAGCAGUCGGACGUGAUGAGGUUUCUGCAGAGGGUGAGGUGUUGGGAGUAUCGCCAGCAGCCUUCCAUUGUUCGUCUCACUCGUCCCACUCGCCCCGACAAGGCCCGUCGUCUCGGCUACAAGGCCAAGCAGGGAUUCGUGGUAUACCGGGUACGAGUGAGGCGUGGAGGUCGGAAGAGGCCUGUUCCUAAGGGUAUUGUGUAUGGGAAACCCACAAACCAGGGAGUUACCCAACUCAAGUUCCAACGCAGCAAGAGAUCCGUUGCUGAGGAACGCGCUGGUCGCAAAUUGGGCGGCCUUAGGGUCCUCAAUUCCUACUGGAUCAAUGAGGAUUCCACAUAUAAGUACUAUGAGGUGAUACUGGUGGACACUGCACACAGUGCCAUCCGGAAUGACCCGAGGGUCAACUGGAUAUGCAACCCUGUUCACAAGCACAGGGAGCUCAGAGGGCUCACCUCGGAGGGAAAGAAGAACAGAGGUCUCCGAGGAAAGGGACACCUCUACCACAAGAACCGCCCUUCUCGGAGAGCCACCUGGAAGAGGAACAACACCCUCUCCCUCCGCCGCUACCGCUGAUUUUCAUUUCACUAGACAUUGUCAUUAUAUUAUGAUGCUUGUAAUGGACUGGAUGCUUCUUGUGUUGUGGAAAGAAUCGCAAUAUAUGAUAUUACAAACUGUGUUUGGCUUCAA